This is a messenger RNA of Oryctolagus cuniculus (rabbit), 5180 nucleotides long. RefSeq names its product DDB1- and CUL4-associated factor 12-like protein 2. Gene Ontology annotation, cellular component: Cul4-RING E3 ubiquitin ligase complex. Gene Ontology annotation, molecular function: protein binding. The record is from RefSeq and is a predicted model, not a curated record. NCBI's taxonomy places the organism in Eukaryota, Metazoa, Chordata, Mammalia, Lagomorpha, Leporidae.
AUGACUGUUCUUUGCAAUGAAGAAGGGACAAUGUAUGCCCUUCUUCUACUGACUCCUGGGGUGGUUAUUAUUAAAAAGGAAAGUAAUUUGGGGACUGAGGGAGAAAAGGAACUAGAGGUUCCCUACCUCCUCUGUGGAAACGCUGUCCAGCGCACAGGCUUCUGUUCCCUGGCCCCUGAGUAUCCAGGGGACUGCAAUGCUGAUGUUACCUGUUCCUGGGAGGGGGAUGUUUCUGCCCUGGAUCCUCCACACCCCUUCCUUAGGGCUCACGCAGGUAGCAGGAAGCGGAAAGCGCCCGCGCACGAGGCCGCCGCCGGGGGCUCGGCGUCGCCGGGGUCGGCCGGGGCGGACAGAGAGGGGCCGCUGCAGCCCAAGAAGCAGAGGCGUCUGGCGCCGCGACGCUCGCUGGUGCACUACCUGAAGGACCGCGAGGUGGGUGCGCCGGGGCGCGCGGGGCUCCCGGGCUUCGAGCGCCAGCUGAGCAGCCACGCGGUGCGGAGCCUGCCCGAGGUGCUGACGGAGCGCCCGCUGGCCCUGGGCACCCUCAACAAGGUGUUCGCGUCGCAGUGGCUGAACGCCAGGCAGGUGGUGUGCGGCACCAAGUGCAACACGCUCUUCGUGGUGGACGUGCACUCGGGCCACAUCACGCGCCUCCCCCUGAUGCGGGACAGGGUGCCGGCGCUGGUCGGGCCCCAGCCGGGCUGCGGCAUCCACGCCAUCGAGCUGAACCCCUCCAAGACGCUUCUGGCCACGGGGGGCGAAAACCCCAAUAGUCUGGCCAUCUACCAGCUGCCCACCCUGGACCCCGUGUGCCUGGGCGACCGCCAGGGCCACAGCGACUGGAUCUUUGCCAUCGCCUGGAUGAGUGACACCGUGGUUGUGAGCGGCUCCCGCGACGGCACCGUGGCUCUGUGGCGUUUGGACCCUGACAUUUUCAGUGACUGCAUUGCCUGGCGCAAUGUGAUGAAGGUGCCCUUGUAUGCCCACAUCCGCCCGAAGGACGUGGAAGCCAUCCCCAGGGCCAGCAUCAAUCCCGGUAACCGCAAAGUCCGCGCCUUGGCUUUCAGCGGCAAGAACCAGGAGCUGGGCUCCGUCUCCCUGGACGGCUACUUCCACCUGUGGAAACCUCGGAGCAACCUGUCCAGGCUGCUGUCCGUCAGGCUGCCCUACUUCCGGGAGAACGUGUGCCUGACCUACUGCGAGGAGUUGUCCCUGUACGCCGUGGGCUCCCAGUCCCACGUCUCCUUCGUAGAUCCGCGCCAGCGCCAGCACAACAUCCGCCCGCUGUGCUCCCGGGAAGGUGGCACUGGCGUGCGCUCGCUGAGCUUCUACCACGACAUCAUCACCGUGGGAACGGGCCACGGCUCCCUGCUCUUCUACGACGUCCGCGCCCAGAAGUUCCUGGAGGAGAGAGGCGACGCCGUCCUGGACUCCUCUCCAGGCACUGCCCGGAGGAAGCUGAAGCUCACCUGUGGCAGAGGCUGGCUCAAACACGAUGGGUUCUGGGUGAACUACUAUGGUGGUGUGGACGAAUUUCCCAAUGCUCUCUACACGCAUUGCUACAACUGGCCAGAGAUGAAGCUCUUUGUAGCUGGGGGGCCUCUCCCUUCUGGCCUCCAUGGGAACUAUGCGGGCCUGUGGAGCUAAGAAUGACCGCUUGUUCUCAGUGCACAAAUUGGCCCUCUAGUUCCGUCUAACUUUUCUUUCUCAUGCUGCAUUUAUGCUUUUAAUUCCAUGCCUUUUUUUAUAGGUGGAAUUGCUCCAAUUUAACUCUCCCUCCUCCAUGCAGAGAAAGAACAAGAUCAUUUGAUCAUUGAAAACUUAAGACUUUCGCUCCUCUGCAACACUAAUGUUUGGAAUUUUCAUACACAUAAUUUUGGCUAAAUGUUAGUUUCAUUCUGUUUUUCAAUGAUGCAUAUAUUCUAUUUCAUUAAGGGGAUGCAGUCAUGGUCUUACAGUUAUGUAUAUUUUCAUUUUCUCAUUACUAGUAUUGCAACGUUAUGGCACUUAGUUAUUUUUUUAUUGCAUAUAUAUAUAGAAUAUUCAGAAUAGUUUCUAACCGAAAGGUUUGUACUACACUCUGCAGAGCUUACUGUGAUUUUACAGCAUUAUUCUAAUUGCCAGAUACACUGCAAGUUCUACAUUUUGGAAACGUUCCAUUUGAGAAUUGUUAUCUUAUUGCAUAAGUCUAUAUUUUUGAUUCUGAAGUUCCUUUUUUAAAAAAGUUAUCUGAGAAUCUUGUGUUUGUAUCAGUAUCUCAGUUGAUUAUAAUACUUUAGAGAUGUAAGGGUUCUAGUUAAUUGAGUUAAUCAGAAAAUCAAAUUGAUCUUUCCUGUCUUUCGAGUCUUAUUUUAAGUUUGUAUGGCUUGUCUUUGCUAAGUGAAUGCCAUAGGACUUUAAGACUUAUGAAUUAUUUUAAUAUUCGUUAUCUGAGGAACUUGCACAGAUGUCAGUGCCACCACUCAAAGCAGGGAUCCUAAGUGUAAAUGUGAAAGGUAUGACAUACUGGUGGAAGGUGUUCUGAUCCAGGAGAUAGACUGGACAUUUUUGGUCUGGCUAUUUUUGAUAUCACAUGUUAUAUUUGAGCACACUUUAAAUUUUCCAGUUCAGUUAAGUUACAAGAAGAAAGUACAGAGAAGAAAAAUGAGCCCAUUAAGCUUAUUCUGAAAAAAAAAAAGAUUCUUGAUUUAUUAGGUUCAAAUUAUUAAGGUUUUGGUUUUUUUGAAUUUGAAACAUUCACCCCCAAGGUAGAAUAAAUAUGUUGUUUAAAAAAAUGUUAUGGCCCUCAAUGUGAUAAUAUAUAAUUAUCAGCAAUACAAGAAAUUUCUUUCAAGUUGAUGGGCUGGAAAUUAAAAAUAAAUAAUAUUAGUUUGAGGAAAAAACACUUUGGGAUUCAGGCAAAUGCAAAUUGUAGGCUACUGUGACAAGUUUGUACUUCUUUAUAUGUUAGAAUAUUGAAAGAGGUAAGGAAAAUUGGCCCUUCCUCAAAACUGGCCAGAUUGCUGAUUUUGGAUUAAUACUAUGUCAUGUCUGUUUUUACUGAAUUUUUUUAAGGAUUUACUCAUUUCUUUGAAAGGCUGAGGGAGAAAGAGAGAGAUCGAGCUUCCCAACCACUGGUUCACUCUCCAAUGGCUGCAAUGGCCAGGGCCAGGCCAGGCAAAAACCAGGAGCCUGGAACUCCAUCUGGGUCUCCCACAUGAGUGGCAGGGGCCCAAGCACUGGGCCAUCUUUUGCAUUCCAAGUUACAUUAGCAGAGAGCUAGAUGGGAAGCAGAGCACCUAGCACAUGAACCAGCAUCUUUAUGGGAUGCCAGUGUUGCAGUCAGUAGCUUAACCUGCUAUGCCACAGCACUGGCCCUUGUUUUUCCCUAAUGUUUUGACACUCAAAUGCUGCCAUGUUGUAUAGCCACUACUCGUUAUCGGGACCAGAAGUAUUAUAAAUGAUAUGACAUGUUUAUUCAGAAAUACUGGGAAAAAAUUUAGUUCUUAAAGAUUGUUUUAAAAUGAGUUUAUAUUGUUGUUAUAUGGGAGUAAGACAUAUUGUGUGCAUUUGUGUUUCUCUAACUCACUUGAAAAUCUCUUUAGAAGAGAGAAUGUAACUUUCAUAUUUAUAGCCCCUCAUUUCUCCAUGAAAGCCUAUCAAAUCAAAGGCAAUCAGUAAAUAUUUACUAAAUGAAUGUACUCGCCUCUGAAGACAUAAGGUUCAAGGUUUUCAAAAAAUAAAUAUUUACUCUUAAUAUAGAAUCCUGCUACAUUUCCAGCCCCCAUCUCAUUUAAAUAAUUUAGGUUUUUAUUGUUUUUUAUUUUUUAUUUCCUUAUUUGAACAACAGAAAGAUCUUCUGUACACUGGUUCCUUCCCAAAAUGCCCACAGCUGCCAGGACUGGGCAAAUCCGAGGCUGAGAGCCAGAGCCACUCCAGGUUUCUCAUGUGGGUGAUCAGGGACUCCACUCCUUGAGCCAUCACCUACUGCCUCCCAGAGUAUGCACUGUCAGGAAGCUGGAUUCGUAAGCAGAGAUGGGAUUCAAACCUAAAAAGCACUCUGAUAUAGGAUGUGGAUGUCCCAAGUGGUAUCUUAAUGACUAUGCCAACUAUCUGUUCCAGUCCUGCCUCUUUUAGGAAAAUUUGCCUUAAUGCAUUUCUAAGUCAGACCAUAGUGCUUAUCCAAGUUCAUAACACAUAUUUGUAUGUUUUACUUGAAUAUGAAGGUGAUAACUAGAAGGAAAAUGUAUAAAUUUUAUGUAGCACUGGAAAUUAAACUUUUCCUUUGCAAACAUUUAGAUUAAAAAAGUCUUUAAAAUAUUGCAAUUUUAAUAGAAACUAAUGUUGAAAAAUCUUGUUUAAUGGUUUGUCUUUUAACUUAAGUAAAUGUUCAGUUAUGUGAUAAAAAUUCCCAUAAAUGCUACCCAAAACCUAUACCUAAGAAUUUGCUGCUUAUCUUUUUGUAGGCAAUAAGAUAUUUUUAUUGUAUUUUUGUAAUUGUUUUGGGACAUUGGGAGAAGAUUUUGAUGGAAAAAUAACAAUUUCUAUGUGGGUUGGGAUUUUAAGUAAGCAAUAGAAGGCAUGCCUUUACUUUUCUUUGUUGAUUUUUCAUUGACUCAACUUUCUUGUAUUUGGAGGUAUAUCUCUUUGAUGCCAAAUCACAUAGCAUGACUUUUCAAAAAAUAAGAAACCUACCUAUAUUUGCAUUUAUAUCUUGUGGAUAUGUAGUUCUUUGAAAUAUUUUCUACAUUUAGAACAAUAGUAUACAGAUGUACAACUGCAGAUGUAGUUGUAUUACCUGUAAGUGUGAAAUAGUUGAAAGUCAACACUUCAGAAAACCCAUAAAUAACGGUCCACUUCAAAACACACAAGAGAAUGUUAGACCCCAAAUUUAUGUACAAACUACCUAUCACUGCUGCCUGAAAAACUUUCAGUUACAUAUAAGUAUGCAUAAAAAUGUUAGCUCUGUUUGUCUCUAACUAGUCACAUAAGCCUCUUGAAUUAUAUCUCUGAUUGAAAAAAUGUAUACCUGUUACUUUGUUGUUUGGAAUGAGUUAGCUUCUGUUUUUUACAGGGAAAAGAAAGGAUUUACUAAUCACUGAUACCCAGUUAAAUAAAGUGAAGUCAAUUCUCUCAGGAAAAAAAAUGGUCUGGUAAAUAUACUUCAGCAAAUAAUAAAAUGAAUUCUCCAGGGGUUGCUU